AUGAGCUCUCUACAGACCCCGUCAGAACUCGCAGUCUUGCUUGAGGGUUUCUGUUCUCUACCAAUAUCCGAUAUUAGCACACAUGGAGAGUUCCAACGACUCCUACAUUCGGAUGCUGAUAAAGAACGAAUCCUAGAGUCGAUACCAAGUACGCCGAAUCCCUCCCAUCGACCACUCGCUUUACUACAUCUCUUGUUGAGCGAGCUACGGGGAUCAUGGCCGACAUUCCCUCUGAUCAGAUGCUACACAAGGCUGUAUCACUUGUUGCCAGAAGAUGCAAAGUCUCGUCGGGAUAAGAAUCUAGCACAGCUGGUUCAUGUUACUUCGGAUCUGGUCAAGAAGUCUUAUACAUCUUUUGCCUCUUUUCUCGUUUCCAGUUCGCAACCGGCUUUGCGCUCUUCAACACCUGGAGACUUCAUCACCCACAAUGGGCUACGGAAUUUCGUUGAUAGCUUUCACCUCCCAACAAACGGUUCUGCGCGCAAGCCAGUCGUUGCGAUAGCUCUUCCUAAUGGUCCCUUGCUGGCGGCCACUUGCAUCGCUGUCACUACCUACUAUACGUCUGCGCCAAUCAAUCCCGCUGCCGGUGCAGAGCAAUUCCGCGCAGACGUUCAGCAAGCUGGUGCGCAGUUCAUACUGACCACAAGCGACGACUGUGAGAGGCUCGGCCUGAGAGAUCCGUGGGUUGCCGCAGCAGGAAUCGAAGUCUUCUUGAUGAGAUGGGACAACCGUGACGAGAUCGAUGUUCGAGACCUUGGGGGCUCUCCCCUCCCACUUCAAAGGCAAAAACCUAACUAUAACGGGCCAGAUGACUUUGGAUUGAUAUUGUUCACGAGUGGCACUUCUGGCACCAAGAAGGUCGUGCCCUUGACAGUACAUUCCAUCAUUGCCGGCAUCAGCUUCGUGGUGGACUCUUGGGGACUGUCGGCAUCGGAUAUCUGCCUCAACAUGAUGCCCUUAUACCAUGUCGGCGGCCUAGUCAGAAACAUCUUUGCUCCAAUCUUCUCGGGCGGCUCGACUGUCUGCUGUCCAGCGUUCGAUCCCAGUUUGUUUUGGGAUGUUGUUCAGGAGGUUCCGGUAACGUGGUACUACGCAUCUCCGUCAAUGCAUUCGGUCAUUCUGGCUGCAGCCUCCGAGCGCCAGGACGCUUUGCAGCAGAACUGCAUCAGAUUAGCAUGUAAUGCUGCUGGAGGUCUCUUGCCGUCGCUGGCGUGUCGACUUCGAGACACAUUCAGUUGCACAGUACUCCCAAGCUACGGAAUGACUGAAUGUAUGCCGAUAUCAACGCCUCCCUUGGAUUACCAGCUUGACAGAGAAGGCACCUCGGGCAUCAGUACGGGACCGGAGAUUUCUAUUCUGGACUGGUCAGACUCAGGUGUCUCAACUGGCGACGUGGGUAGAAUCUGCGUUCGCGGCGAGCCUGUCUUCCCAGGGUAUCUCAAGCCAGACGGAACCUUGGACAGAUCACCCUUCAACCCAAGUGGUUGGUUCGACACUGGCGACCUUGGCUAUAUGGACAAAGAUGGCUACCUUUACAUCACUGGUCGGAGCAAGGAAGUCAUAAAUCGGGGCGGCGAACUCAUCUCGCCGUUUGAAGUCGAGAACGCUAUUAUGCGUUUAUCCAUGUCGCCAGAGUCGCCCCUGCAUGGGCGUGUCGCUCAAGCCCUUGCGUUUUCCGUACCUCAUGAUGUACUUCAGGAGGUGGUGGCGGUGGUGCUGGUCACCCAAACGAACGCUCCUCGUGCCGACCUGAAGACGUUGCAGAACGCAUUGCGGUCCUCUCUGCAGCAGGUCAAGUGGCCAGUUCUCGUCACCUACAUGGAUGAUUUGCCGAAGAAGAACAACAAAGUGUUGAGAAUUAAAUUGGGCCAGCGAUGUGGCAUUCCGGAGCUGACGGACGACACACCGUACUUGAGCAGGCAUUGGCAGGCCAUAUGCCCCCUGCCAGACACGGAUCUCUCAAUACCUAUCAAGUCAUCGCCCUGCACUAUCGACUACAGCAAGCUGUCAGCCUGCGUGAGCGAUAUGUUUCCAGCCAGUAGCUUCAGACACUACUGCAGACAGCAUCAUCUCAGGGGGACCGUGGAGGCUUUCAUUGCUCCCCUCGAGGGUAGCUCAGGGGCAUCGAGGGCAUCAUAUCACCAGCUCGAUGAAUUGAAGAGAAAGCUGAUCGAGUCUACCCACGGAUACAUGGUUCCCGAACAUAUACACCUGCUUCCUAAUCCCCUGCCUCUUGAUCGCAGUGGCGCUGUCGAUGAUGAUGCACUAGAUGUACUCCUUGCAGGCAUGGGCAGCGCUUCUUCAAAGAAACUCGAGGCAUCCAUUGAGGGUAGAGUCAGGAAAGUCUUUGGAGAAAUUCUUUGCCAGCCACCAAUGGACAUUGAGCUCGACAUUGACUUUUUCGCCCUUGGAGGAGACUCUUUGAAGGCAGGGCGCCUGGCAUCUGCCUUACGAUCAACCUUCAAUACCCAGAUCCCAAUCAGUCUCGUUUUCAAUCAAGGGACUGUUUCCGCUAUUGCCGCCUUCAUCGAGAAAACGGCAGACUUUACACCUGAGCCUUCAGCUCAGGACGAGAGCUUUGGCUGUUCCAAGACCUACAGCUCCACGAAUCCUUUGCUCAUGCUCAUUCAACUCAUCCCUCUUGCUGUUGUAUAUCCACUGCGCCGUGCCGUCCAAUGGACUGCAUUCAUCAUCGUUAUGAGUUAUGUGCAGAGAUGGCCGACGAAUCAACACACGACCGGCCGGCUGCUUAACGUGGCGGUGUCGGUCAUGUUUUCCAAGUUCAUCAUCAGAUGCGUUUCCCCUGUCUUUGGCAUCAUUGCCAAGUGGCUGAUCAUUGGCCGUUAUCGCGAAGGGCUCUAUCCCAUGUGGGGAGCAUACCACACACGCUGGUGGAUGGUCCAGAAGAUUGUGAGCAUCUGCGGGAAAGGGCUCUUCAACACCAAUGACUCCACGAAGCGGCUGUACUAUCGCCUGAUGGGAGCCAAGAUUGGUAAAGACGUCAAGAUUGCUGGGACAUCGCUUGGGGAGUGGGAUCUUCUCGACAUUCGAGACGGCGCAACCCUGACGCGCUGUCUUUGUCGUCCAUUCGCUGCGGAAGGCAACACUUCGAUGUAUCUGGGCCAGAUUGUCAUUGGAGAAAACGCCUCGAUUGGCAUAUCUUCCAUCGUAGCACCGGGAUCGGUGAUUCCUCCCAAUACCUGCAUUGGGCCAAACUCAUCCAGCUGGGAGCUAGAGGAUGCCGACGAGGAGAACCGAGACCUUUCUCCUAGCCAAGCACCAAAACCUCAUCUACUCCUCACCUGUUUCUUCACCGUCCCACUGGUUCUACUCUCAUGGAUACUUUCGAUUCUGCCCUGGAUGGCUGGCCUUGUCGGUAUGGUACAAGACAUGCCUUCAGAAGAUGCCUCGACGGUGAGGGACAUUCUGGACUGGUUCUCAGAGAACAAGAGGGUGGCAUUUCACUCCCUUGCUCUGGUAUUGCGAUGCCUUGUCGGCCCCUUUAUGUUCUUUGCGUUUGCCGUGCUGGUGAAAUUGCUGCUGGAUGCCGUACUGGGAAAGAUGACCUUUACCUCCGCUAGGGACCGGGGCGCCAUCGUCACCUGGCGAGCAGAUCUGAUGAAGACGCUGCUACCGGUGUCACGCCUGCACGAUGUGACGUCGAUGUUUGGACAACAUUAUGAAGCGACCUCCAUAGCCUUGCGGCUUCUAGGGGGCCGAAUCGGCAAGCGAGUCUACUGGCCGGGCACGGGUCCAAGCAUCGGGGACUACCAUCUCUUGGACGUUGGCAACGACGUCGUAUUUGGCUCCCGAGCUCACCUCAUGACCUCAGAUGGCACUGGAUCUGAAAAAAUAACGAUCCAAGACCGUGCCAUGAUCGCGGACAGAGUGUGCCUGCUUCCUGGGGUCACGGUUGGCGAGCAAACCACAAUGGGCUCUGGCGCCUUGACACGCCGGGGAAGUUCGUAUCUACCAGGAGGUACAUAUGUCGGCUCCAAGGGUCGUGAUUGUAUCCACCUCUCUGGCGGCCGCAGCACGGCACAGGAUGAGAAGAACCCUGCUCGACACCGCAUGCGGCACAUGAGCAGUGAUGAGACUCUCAUGAGCACCAAGGCGGAACCGAAGAAGGGCGCCGUACGAACCCAAAUCCAACGCUCCGGCACAGACAGCAUGUCCCCAUUCGGACGGGCUUUCUAUCUGAAGCUUGCGCCUUACCGCGUUCUCGGGCCGCUGACCAUCUUUUGCUACUCUUCGUUCAUCACGGUCUUCAGCUCCUUUUACUGGAAUGUGCCGAUCGUUGCCUGCGCACAGCUGGUUGACUUGCUCAUGAACCGGUUCAUCCCCCGGGAGUCGGGGACCGCAUACAACAUCGCAGUUCUUUUCUUGAUGUCUUGGGCUGCCAUUGCAGCGCUCUUCACCAUAAUGGCCGCCGUGGCGCUCUUGAUCGUCGUUGCGAGCAAGUGGAUUCUGCUGGGCCGCCGCAUGCCUGGUAACUAUGACUGGGACAAGUCUUCCUAUUGCCAGCGGUGGCAGCUUUUCUUGAGCAUUGAGCGGCUUCGACGCCAUUGCUUCCAUAGCCAAGGCGUCUUGGGGCUUCUCACGGGAACCCAUUGGAUUGUGCUCUACUUUCGAGCGCUGGGAGCAGACAUUGGCAAAGACUGUGCCCUUUUCGCCAAUGGCAACCCCAGCCUCAUGUUCACGGAGCCCGAUUUGAUAAAGCUCGGAGACCGAGUGACAAUUGACGAUGCCAGUGUCGUUGCUCACAUCAAUACCCGAGGCAAGUUUGAUCUGAAUAGGCUGAGCAUUGGGGAUCGAUGUGUGAUGCGGUCAGGGAGCAGACUGCUUAGCGGCGCCACGAUGAAGAACGACAGCUGUCUCUUGGAGCACACGCUCAUUAUGGGUGGCGAUGUGGUGGAAGAGAAGUGGACGAUGCAGGGAUGGCCUGCGGAGAGGUUUUCGGGGAAGCGAGCAGCGACUCAUUGA
Molecule: messenger RNA, 4983 nt
Organism: Trichoderma reesei QM6a
Lineage: Eukaryota; Fungi; Ascomycota; Sordariomycetes; Hypocreales; Hypocreaceae
Exons: 4
Coding region: 1-4983 (1660 amino acids)
Biological process (GO): fatty acid metabolic process
Molecular function (GO): medium-chain fatty acid-CoA ligase activity; phosphopantetheine binding
Source: RefSeq, a predicted model, not a curated record